This is a messenger RNA of Vanrija pseudolonga, 7962 nucleotides long. Its product is annotated as Autophagy-related protein 22. Gene Ontology annotation, molecular function: proteasome binding; peptidase activator activity. The record is from RefSeq and is a predicted model, not a curated record. Gene Ontology annotation, biological process: amino acid transmembrane export from vacuole; proteasomal ubiquitin-independent protein catabolic process. The coding region runs from base 1 to 7962 and encodes 2653 amino acids. Gene Ontology annotation, cellular component: cytosol; nucleus. The transcript has 17 exons. NCBI's taxonomy places the organism in Eukaryota, Fungi, Basidiomycota, Tremellomycetes, Trichosporonales, Trichosporonaceae.
AUGUCGCUCAUGGCUUUAUUGGCUCAACGCACGAAAUCUCCGCCUUCCUUCACUGUCGCCACCGCCUUUGAUCCCCUCGCGUCCACAAUCAAUGCUUCUCCUUCGUUGUCUAUCCCCUGUGGCGUUCCCCACGAUAAGCCCGAUGACGACCGCCUCUCAUGUCUUGGUCUGCCACUGUCUCUUCCUUACGAGGUCGAGUCAUUGGCAGAGAUGGACGACCGGCUCGAGCUCAUUGUGACGCGUUUGACCGAGUGUGUCAAAGCGCGCGAGUGGGGUCUUGGGUUCCGUAUGUGGAACUCUACGCUCAACAUCUGGAUGAGCAUGGGCUACCCCAUGAAGAAGGAGAUCCGCAUUCGUCUCAUCUUCCUGUUCUAUGAAAUCAUCUGUGGGUACUCACCGCCCUCGUACGCUAAUGACCCAGUCAUUCCAGGAAUGGGAACCUCGUUUGUUGAGGAUCGCGCCAAUGACCUCAUUGCUUUCCUCAGCGACCGCACAUUGAGUAUUCACGACUUGCGCAUUCCUUGGCGCCCUCUGUACGAUGCGUUGUACAACGAGCUGUUCCCCCACCCCAACAAGCUCGCCCGACACUCGGUCAAUCUCGCCCCAGUGUACCUCAAUGUGGCCGAGAUGGCGCAGAGGUUCUUCCACCCUUCAGAGGUGGACGAGAUGCUCGAGGUUAUUCUCCCCCAGUUUGACCCCAGCAUGGACUCGAUCCUUGCCACGCAGCUCUUCCUUGUCCACUUCCUGCCCAUUUCCCAUUGCCAAAGGUGGCUGCCCCUCAUCUUCCGCCUGUGGUACGGCCUUAACAGCGGAUUAUGGGACGAUCAGGCAUCAGAUCUCCUCGGACAGCUCGCCAUUGCCCACGUCGACCCCGCUCGUUCAGACCCCUCUCUGAUCGGGCGCAUUCCUCGUGGACGCGUCAACACCCCUGAGGAGCAGGCCAAGAACCCCAGCAUUCGCCGAGCGGAGAGGAUGCAUCGCCACCGCAUUCUCGACUACGAGGGCAAGGUCGUCAACGACGAGGACGGCCUCAACUAUUGGGUGGACCCCCAGCUGCUGCCACCCGAGGAGGAGACGAGCGACCCCAAGUGGGCGGGCAUUCGAAAGGAUGUCGGCAUCUUCACCGAGCAAGAGUUUGAGUUUGUCAUGUCCAAGUGUCUGAGGUCGCUCAACGUCCCCGUUGGAGGAUCAGUGGCGUCCCAGCAUAGCAUGUCGAUCACUGCUUCUGAUGCGCGCACCAGCAAGAAGAUCCUGGACGCCAAGAAGCCUAUCGACCGUACCCAAAGUCUGGCCGAGGUCAUCAUCUACAGCAUGGCUGAAGACUCUCCUAUCCAGCCUUUCGGGACCAACGGGGCCCCAACUCGUGCUGCCACUCCCGGCCCGAGCAACCUGCCCCACAGUGACCCCGUUUCGCGUUUAAAGAACGGUGCGGCAACGGCCAUGACUCGUUCCGGUAGCAAUGACUCGCUGGCCGCGGCCGGUGAGCGUAUUGAGCGCAGCCGCAAGUAUCUGGCUGGGUCCAAGGCACUCGACCACCUUUCGCAGCUCAUCACUAGCUGCGAGACCUUCUUCCACCCCAGCAACUCUGGCCCUUGGUCGGCCUUCCUUACCGUCUUCCUCUCACACCUUACCAACAACUUUGUUCAGCGCUGGAAGCAGGAGGAGGAGCCUACAUGCAAGACGCCAGCCGAGUGGCGCCUGACCCCAGAGAUCAAGCGAGCCUUUGUCCUCUGCCUGCGUCCAGUGGCCCUCACAGCCAUGUUCAACAAGGACAUGGAGUCUGCGCAGCCUGCAAUCUCGACUCUGCGCCGCCUGGCCAUCUUGGAGCCCGACCUCAUCAUGCCCGCCAUCAUGGAGCGCGCAGUUCCUUCUCUCCAGGGACUGGAGGAAACCCAGCGCACCGCGUCCGUGACGUUUGCCAUUGCCGCAGUCGCUGGUCCACUGUCCAGCAGGCAGCUGUGGCGUUUCGGUGGCAUGUACAUUGCCGACAUUCUGAGCUUGUUGCUGCCCGGUAUCGACCUCAACGACCCCACCAAGACGGGUCUGUCGUGCAUGGCCAUCUGCAACAUGGUCGACCAUAUCCGCGUUGCCGACAUCUCCAACGUUGACGAGGCCAAGGCCAGGGCCGUGAAGCCAGGCUCACGGGCUGUCCGUCUCAUUCAGCGACCCCGCGUGGAAGAUGACCCCAACGACCCAGUGUCGCAAGAGUUUGAGGACCUCUCGCCGCAGGAUGUUGAAGAGCGCCUGCGGUUGUCCACUGGAGCUUUCCGCGACUGGGUUCCAGAGUUCUUGGGACGCGUGCUACUCCUCUUCGCCAACCUCCCCGAGGAGGGUGGCAAGACUGGCCGUGCCGGCGGCAAGACCGAGAUGCUCACCUUGCAGAGCGUUCUGCACACCUGCGGUGCCAUCUUCGCUGCUCUGGAUGACCAGCUGUUUGAUGCCGCUCUCGAGCAGGUCGUCGAGUACGCCACGACCACCACCAGGUCCAACGCAGUGGACGCCGUCGGAGAGCUUGUCAAGAACCUCGCCGCUGCCAACGCCACCAAGGUGUUUGACAGGCUGUUCCCCAUCUGCUACCAGCGCAUCACCGCCGAGCUUCGAUCGGGCGCCUCGUCGACUCGUACUACGACGACGUCGAUCCCCCGCCCGUCUGACGCCGCCCUUCACUGGUGGCAGUCGAUCAUGUACGGCCUUCUGGUCCCCGGCCGCAUUUCGCUUCCAAAGCACCGCGCCGAGUACGUCGAUCUUCUCAAGUCGAUGAUUCGUGGCACCUACUCUGAGCGAGGAUGGGCCUGGACCGGCAAGAUCGUCGAGAAGACACUCAGCUGCCUGACUGCCCUCUACGUCGAGGAAAUGCACCUCCUCAACAAGCCAGACCGUGAGAGCGAGGACUUCAAGCUCAACCACACCUUGUGGUGGGGCAAGCUGUACCGCCCCUGCGAGGCCCUUCCUCAGUGGAGGCGACCCACCGACGCCGACGUCGACAUGGCGCUCGAGGUCAUUGGCCUGGCCGACGAGGCUGUUGGCACCCUCGAGCAGCUGCUCGACACGCGCACAGGCGACCAGGUUUGGAUCAACGAGUUCUGUCGCGCGAUGAACGUUGUCGACGAAGUCUUGCUUGGCACGUACUCGCUCAUCCAGGAGAACGGCAACAACAAGCUGGGAGGCGAACAGGCUCCGACGUCUCUGCCUGCCGAAAUGUGGGAGGCCUUGCCCGCUUACAAGGCUGGCUUCCUCCUUACGGACCCCUCGGACCCGCGUUACAUUCGCGUGUCCCAGUUCCGCACUCGUGCAGGUGAAAUGCUCGUCCGCGCCGCCGAGAUUAUGCGCAACGCUGGCGACUCGGACAGCUCUGUCGACAGUGUCAAGCUGCUUGUUACGACCAUUGGCUCGUGGUUGAUUUCGUACGGCAUGCGCUCCAAGAAGUACCAGGCCGCAUCCUCGGCAUACGACAACCUUCAGGCGAGCAAGCGCAUGUACGACGGGCAGCGCAAGCAGCACCGUUCAGUUCUUCUCGGCGCUGCGCAGGUUCACCACAGCAACCGUCUCAUGACGGCCAGCUACUACCGCGUGCGCUCCGCCCUCGACGACAAGCUCAUCAUGAGCAUGCUCGAGUUCUGUCUCUCGCCCUUCGUCCGCGUCCGUCGCCGUGCUCAGUCGCAGUUCGAUUCGAUCACCAAGACGUACCGUGGUGCCUGGGUGUUGACACCAUCCUUCCUAUUCAACGCGCUUCAGCCCGGCACCGACCCGGACCGUAUGAAGGGUGCCCUGUACGUCCUGCGGUACAACAUUACGGGCAUCAGCCGCAUCUCGCAUGACUGGCAGGGCCUCGUCCCUCUCGUUGAGUGCCUCCUCAAUGCUCACCACGAGACCAAGGCAUCUGUGCAGACUCUUGUCAACAAGGCUAUUGACGAGCUCCUCGCCAAGCUCCGCGAGCCUGUCACGUUCCGCCUGGAUCUCCGCGUGGAAGCCACAGACUUUGCAGCCGACGACCUCAUCGCCCUGCUGCAACACUACAAGCCCAGCCAGAGCGUCAUCGAGCGCACAGCGCAGGGCGACAUUGCUCGUCUCGACAAACAGAACGCGCAGUACGACUUGCUCAUUGACAGAGUUCGCGCCAAGGCCGCGGACCCUACUCUCAACUGGCGCUAUGUCCAGGCCGCCGCUCGCUUCCUUUACGCGAUGACUCGCCGCGACCGCCCAACCGACCCCCGUCUGCUCCAGUUCUUCCUCACCAAUGUGGCCAACGCCCACCCCAGAAUCCGCGACUACGGCUCUGCUGGUCUCACAAGGAUGCUGUUCCAGGCUACCGUGCGCACGUUUAGCCAGGAGUCGCUUGAGCGACUCUUCUUGCAGGAGCCCCUCGAUCCCUUCUCGCGCACGCUCGACCUCACCAAGGAGGUCGGCCCGGGCUUCACUGAAAAGUACCUCGCCAGCUUCAGGGAGGACCCGAGCGACGCUUCGGUCCUGCAAGACCGCGUCGACACUGGUUGGCUCGCCUGGGGCCGCACUAUGGAGGUGUCCCGCUUCUCCGGCUGGGACGAGGACGUCUUCAGUCUUGAGCCUGCGUGCAAGCCUGCUGUCGACCUGGUGAUCCAGUCUAUCAACGACCCUGCUUGGUGGAAGCAGCUGGCCGCCUACUGGUCGCAGGAGGAAACCCGCAACUACCCGUCUGCCAACCACAUCGACCUCAUCCUUGCCCUCUGCCAGGUUGUUGGCCGCCCUGUGCUUGACCAGAUCCGGCCCCUGGUUGACUCGAUGCUGGCCGACAUGGAGACCAAGAAGGUCUAUGACCGCCAUGUCACCCGCGCAAUGUGGGAGUUCCUCGCUGGUCUCUUACGCGGUACGUGGGAGUGGUCUGGCAAGGACCGCAAGGCAUUCUGGGACUGGUUUGCGCCCCUCCUCCCGGACCUGUUCCGCAACAUUCGCCAGGACACGAUCAAGUGUUGGGACAUUAGUGUCGAGUACUGUCUCCACGAGCAGGACCCCAGACGCUACAAGCCCCUGCUCGACUUUAUGCUCGACACUGCCCUCGGUGCCGACUUUGAAGGUGGUUCUGCCUUCAACCUGUCCCGCCGUGUCCAGCUGUCGCGCUCCGUCCUGCGCUCUCUCCGUUGGCGCUUUGCGGCCUGGUCUCCCGAUUUCGAGGCGCUGUACUUCAAGGCGCUCGACUGCCCGUACGCCGAAGUGCGCGCUCUCAUGGCGUCAGUUCUCAACGGCCUCGACCAGCUUCACUGGAACGCGUCGUACCCCUCAGCCACGGCCCUUGUCGACACCAUCUUGUCCGACCCCGACGACACCAAGGACAUCAUGGGCAUCCUCCAUCCGCCGUUCAUGUCGCGCCUGCAGGGCAUUGUCGACUCGCUCAAGGAGAUGCGCAAGGACCGUCCCCACGGCCCCAAGGCGAUCAUGUCGCCACACGACACGACGGCUGUCACGCUCAUGCACCUGCUGUCGAUCGAGCUGUCAGAUGUGCACGCCGUCAGCGCGUUCCCAUACAUCAUCCCCAUCCUGCCCGACAUCUUCGAGCUCCGUGAGAUGAAUGACAACACCGAGAUGCAGGGCAUCGCGGGACGUCUUCUCGCCUGGAUCACGUCGAUCACCCCGGCGUUUGUCCUCGUGGAGCCGCUUGUCAAGCAGCUCAUUGGCAUCCUGCAGAACUCGACUUCCUGGAGGACCAAGAUGCACUGCAUGCCGGUGCUCAGUCUGACCUACUUCCGCAACCUGGCUCUCCUGUCCGAGCCUUGCAAGGCCAAGUGCUUGGACGUGAUUUCGACCUGCCUCAAGGACCCCAACCAGGAGGUUCGCGAGAUGGCCUCGGUCACGCUUGCCGGCUUCCUGCGUUGCUCGCAGAGAUCCAUGGUCCUUGUACUCAAGGACCGCUUCACGCGCGAGAUUGGCAAGAUCAAGCUCCCUCGCCGUGUGCUCUCCCCUGGUCAGGUCAACCCCGAAUACCAGACCAAGCUGGUUGAGCUCCAUGCCGCCGUGCUCGGGGCCGUUGCUAUCGUCGAAGCAUUCCCGUACACGGUGCCCAAGUUUAUCCCGCCCCUCCUCGCGGACACCCUCGCGCCGCGCGUUUCCGAGCCCAUGCCCAUCUCUGCCACCAUUCGCAGCUGCAUCGCUUCCUUCAAGCGCACGCACGAGAAGUACCAGGAGCGCAUGACGGAAGACCAGCUUGCACAGAUCAACUAUGCCCAAGCGGGCAACUCAUACUGUGAGUUAUGCAUGAACAACAAGAACCAAGAUCGCAUCGCCACCGGCGUCAUGAAAGUGCCAGAACGCCAUGUGCUAGCAUGGUACACGUACGCGUUCGCCGCCGAGGUGUUCGUGGCGUGUGCUCUGGCCAUCUUCCUCCCCAUCACGCUGGAACGCAUGGCUCGCGAGAUCGGCUUCGAGGCGCCAGAGCUCACCAAGCCGUGCGCGCUGGAAGCGACGACCGAGGCGGUGUGCAAGGCGCGCAUCCUCGGCAAGUGGGUGGACACGACGUCGUUCUCGAUGUACGUCAAGUCGGCAGCCGUCUUGACGCAAGCGCUGGUCAUCAUCUCGAUCGGCGCGCUCGCCGACUCGGCCUACUGGCGCAAGAAGCUGCUGCUUUCCUUCGCGACGGUAGGCAGCUCGACCGGCGCGCUCUUCCUCGUGAUCCCGUCGCGGCCUUCACACUGGCUCCCGCUCGUUGCGGCGGCCAUCACGAUCGUGGGGAAUUUCACGUACGGCGCGAGCAUCGUGUGCGCGAAUGCCUUCUUGCCCGGCUUGGCGCGCGAGGACCCCACGGUGGCGGCGGCCAAGGCUGCGCUCGACGGGGUCUCGAAUGGGAAUGGCGAGGGGGGUGUCGACGCGCCGCCCGACACCCCGGCUGGGGAGGAGGACGCGCCGCUCCUGGACGACAGCGGCGCAGCGACGGCAAAGUACGCCGCGCUGUUCUCCGCGACCACCGCGCGGCUCAGCAGCACGGGCGUCGCCAUCGGCUUCUUCUCCGGCGUCGCGAUGCUCGCGCUGCUCGCCAUCCCCGUUGCGGCAGGGGGCGGGUCGACACGCUCUCUGUCCCUCGCGGUCGGGCUCAGCGGGCUCUGGUGGGGCGUGUGGACGGUCCCCGCUGGCCUAGGGCUGCCGUCCGGCCCCAAAGAGCGCGCGCCGCGCCACUGGCUCCGCGCGGCGUGGGUGCAUGUCGGGAGCAUGAUCCGGCCUAGUGAGAUGAAGACGCUGCCGAAUCUGUUUACUUAUCUCCUUGCUUGGGUGUUUCUGAGUGAUGGCUUCCACACGACAACGUACACGGCCAUCCUGUACGCCUCGUCGACGCUGCACAUGUCCGCCGCCAAAGUCAUCGUUAUCGGGCUGCUCGUGCAGCUGUUCGCCGUCGUCUCAUCCAUCCUCGCGCCGCGGGUGCAGGCGCGCCUCGGCCUCUCCAACCUCUACUUCCUCAUCUAUGUCGUCGUCGGCGCGCAGGUGCUCCCGCUGUAUGCGUGCGCUGGCCUGGUGCUGCCCUUUGGCGGGCUGCGGACCGAGGCGGAGAUGUACGUCGCGGCGGCUUGGUUUGGCUUUGUGAGUUGCGUUCUGUUCGGGUUGCCGGCGGCCGUGUCCCUAGGCCUCGCUCCCGACAUCGCGUCGCGUCGCCACAUCACUGACCACCCCUGCGCGCAGCUCUACGGCCCGUUCAACUCGUACGCCCGCGCAGUGUACGCCGAGCUCAUCCCGCCGGGGCACGAGUCGACCUUCUUCUCCCUCUUCUCGCUUACCGACAAGUCGGCGUCCUUCAUCGGCCCGUUCAUCGUCGGCAUCAUCGCCGAUGUGUCGGGCAACAUCCGGCUCGGGUUCGUGUUCCUCACGCUCAUGCUUGCCCUGCCCGUCCCUGUCCUGCUCAGAGUGCGCAUGCACGACGGGGUGCAGCAGGCCGCCGCGUGGUCGGUGCGCAAGGCUGAGACUUGGGCCGAAGGGGACGACGACGACGUCGACACUGCCGUCUAG